This is a messenger RNA of Drosophila innubila, 726 nucleotides long. It is a transcript of the gene Pfdn5, whose product is annotated as probable prefoldin subunit 5. Bases 87 to 599 code for a protein of 170 amino acids. Gene Ontology annotation, biological process: protein folding; regulation of DNA-templated transcription. Gene Ontology annotation, cellular component: prefoldin complex; cytoplasm. NCBI's taxonomy places the organism in Eukaryota, Metazoa, Arthropoda, Insecta, Diptera, Drosophilidae. The transcript has 3 exons. The record is from RefSeq and is a predicted model, not a curated record.
GCCAGGUGGCAACGUCUUGAACUUAAUACACUUGCGUGACUAAAAUCGAAAUUAAUUUUUAUUAAGUUGUAAGUUUGGCACAAAAUAUGGCUGCAACCGCAAAUAAUACCGCAAAGACGGAGAUGAUUGAUCUCACCAAGCUCAGUCCGGACCAAUUGAUGCAAAUCAAGCAAGAGUUUGACCAGGAGAUGGGCAAUAUACAGGACUCACUGUCGACUCUGCAUGGCUGCAAAGCGAAAUACGCAGGUUCAAAAGAUGCCUUAGAAGCGUUUCAGCCCGAUUGGGAGAACCGUCAAAUACUGGUGCCGCUGACCAGUAGUAUGUACGUGCCAGGACGCAUUAAGGACCUCAACAACUUUAUCAUCGAUAUAGGCACCGGCUACUACAUCGAAAAGGAUCUAGAGGGAUCCAAGGAUUAUUUUAAGCGACGCGUCGAAUACGUGCAGGAACAGAUUGAGAAAAUCGAAAAGAUUCAACUGCAAAAAACGCGUUUCCUCAACUCUGUGAUGGGUGUGCUGGAGGUGAAACAGGCAGCUGCUGCCAAAAUGAUCCAGCAACAACAACAACAGCAGCAGCAGCCAACCAAGCAGAGCGCCUAGACAUUGAACCGUUGGAUGCGGCAACGAUAAAAGAUAAUUAAAUUAUUCAACUUAAAAACAAUAUUUGUGCAUUUAAUUAACAUAUGUAGUUUAUUAAAUUGUUCAACUAUUUUUUGGCUUCCUCCAA